Phytophthora infestans T30-4 is the source of this 525-nucleotide messenger RNA. RefSeq lists its product as uncharacterized. The transcript has a single exon. Bases 1 to 525 code for a protein of 174 amino acids. The record is from RefSeq and is a predicted model, not a curated record. Lineage: Eukaryota; Oomycota; Peronosporomycetes; Peronosporales; Peronosporaceae.
AUGAGUCUCCCCUUCGGUGCACGCGCAAAAGUCGUCUCCGUCCUGCUUGAAGAUGUAUCAUGUCGGGCCACACUGGAAAUGGUCCGCGACGGACUCGUGACAGUCACCGACGCAGACUGCUUUGUGGAUGAUAAUGGGCCAGGCUGCAACCUUUUCGAGAUCCCAGACUGCCGUGUCUGCGCCCUGAUGUCUGAAAGUGUUGCAGAUGAUGUACCGCUGUGCGUGUUGCUGGAGGUUUUCAACCAGGAGAGCGAGCCGUUUGGUGACGCGUCCGUUGAUUUCGAUUAUGACGAGCCUCAAAUUCCGCCACCUCUGGUGCCUGUGGAACCCACUGAACCGGUGGAUCCUGUGGAAACCCCGCAGUCGAGUGAGAAUGAGAGCUACUCGUUCGUUCUUUCCAGCGACGACUCCAAAACGGAAUCUUCUGUCUGGGAUGGUACCGAAAGCUCGACAGACUACGCAGGAGAGUGGAACGUGGGAGACGAGCAGAACGACCUCACUAAGAGUCUGCGUCCUCAAUCGUAG